CAGGGAGGAGUCCACUCAUGUUCGUGAGUAGAUGGCGUGAGUGCUGUUACCACGCGUGUGUAACCUUGAUGGUAGCAUUCUUUUCCCAGUUGUAGUUCUGUUGCCUUCAACCAUGCAGGCUGCCAUGGAUAUUACAGCCCGGUUUUGCCACAAGGAGAUGGAGGAGUAUGGUACUUGUGUGGCCUCUAACCCAUCGUCAUGGCAACAGCAGUGUCAGGAGCUGAAGAUGAAGGUGGCACAAUGCACCUCUUCACACCCAGUGAUCCAGAAGAUUCGGUCGGGGUGUGCUGGGGAGUUUACGGAGUUUGAGCGGUGCCUGAGGGAGCACCAGGCAGCAGUGGGCUCCUGCUCGACCCAAGUCCGCCGUUUCCUGGCCUGCGCCGAGACUGUGGACCUCGCAGGCGUCGGGGGAGCUGUUCCUCAACCCACGUAGGACUCGGGGGAACCCUUCUCAUUCUGUUAAACCCCUCUGGCCUCACCUUAUUUUAAAUGCAAUGCUGUAAAGUGCAGGAUUUCAGAUAAGUUGAUACCCAAGGACACAGGUUGAACAAUAACACAGGAGAAGUUCUCUCUCAUGUACAUAUUACGGACAAACACACGCAUGUGCACAAAUGCACACAGACACACAGUGUUUUUUGUGUUGCAGCAGAUAUUUAUGUGGUUGAUGUUGGAUUAUGUUUAGAUGUCAGUACAACGGAAAGAGUGCCUCUCUCCACCCACCGUCUUUACUGUGAAAUAUCAUGGGAGUUGUUUUCAUUAAAGUGGAGUUUACAAGGUUCUGCCUGCUUGACCUCCCUUUCUCUACCUCUCCCCUGCUUUCUCAAGCUGAGGAUAAAUGUCUUCUCUCACCAAUGUAAUAUUCCUUCAGAAUACAUAAAAUCUGACUGAAAGAAUUGUGCAUCUGUACAUGCUUGAUGAACCCCUUCAUCAAGAAAAAUACAAAAACUUCAAACAAUG
Molecule: messenger RNA, 957 nt
Organism: Conger conger (European conger)
Lineage: Eukaryota; Metazoa; Chordata; Actinopteri; Anguilliformes; Congridae
Product: coiled-coil-helix-coiled-coil-helix domain-containing protein 5
Exons: 4
Coding region: 113-433 (106 amino acids)
Source: RefSeq, a predicted model, not a curated record